This is a messenger RNA of Cantharellus anzutake, 812 nucleotides long. RefSeq lists its product as uncharacterized. NCBI's taxonomy places the organism in Eukaryota, Fungi, Basidiomycota, Agaricomycetes, Cantharellales, Hydnaceae. The record is from RefSeq and is a predicted model, not a curated record. The coding region runs from base 1 to 459 and encodes 152 amino acids. The transcript is spliced from 5 exons.
AUGAAAGGGCGCAAAGAGGCAGCGGAGAAGCGAGCGCAGCAGCUAGCCAGAGAGGAGGCGCAAAAGGAGCGGGAGGAGGCUGCAAGGCGGAAGAGCGCAAAAAGUCGAUCUAUUCUAGGCGCAAAGCUGCUUUCAUUCGGAGACGCAGUUGAAGAGGAAGAAUCCACGCCAAUAAAGAAAAAUUCCGUCCGUAUGAUCGAGAUCGAGAGGUCAUCCGUAAACGACAAGGUGCCGGUCCAAAUGGUUGGGAAAUCGGGUUCGAGUAAAGUGAUUACUCUGUGGCCGAACCACUCGGGUCUGCUGGUGUCGAAGGUCGUGUUGAUUGUUGGAGCGGGUGCAUUUGACGUGCCUGUCGCCACGGGGGAGAUGGAAGGAUGCGAGAAAGAGUGGUCGAUGGGGGGUGCAGGCUUUGAAGGCUUUUCAUCCGGUGCCAGAGUAAUUGUCGUGAACCGAAACUAGUACGAGUACGGGGACGUACUCUCUGUCACUGUUCUAGUUGAGAUGAGUGAGAGGGAACUGUGCGUCCCGGACCCGGCAUGUCCAUGAGCUCGACCCGGUAGUCGUUAUGGUGGCAGAAGUAGACGGCGAGAAUUGAAGCUGAGCCAUGUUGUAUGAAGAAGCAAUAGUCGAAGGAAAGGUUGUCGAUGGCGUUGCCGAUGUAAAGAUACUAUAUAGAAGUACGGCCAAGGUAAUAGUAUACGGAGCUAUUUAGGACAACCAGGGGAUGAUCAUUAGCGCAGUGUGGAACUCCCAUAGAGUGGCCGGCGUUCUGGACAAAAAGAUGAGCUAAGUGUUGCACAAGACCAAGUCAG